AUGGCUUUUUCGUGGCAUCACGUCCUCCUGGCGUUCCUUCUUAUGGUUGUCAUCGGAACCGGACUUGAAGACGAAUUCAAUGAACUCCCCAUCGACCCUCAGGAGGAGACCCUCCACACUCCUCUUGUGACAUUGCAGGAUGCCACGUGCGAGGGUACAACGUGCUCGAUCGUCGAGGAUCACCAGCUCCGGCAUACCUAUCUGGUCUUUGUUGUCAUGUUAAGCGACAUAUCAAGGGGGCUCGCGACAAAGUAUGGCGUGUCCGAGCUGUCCCAGCUAUCAGAUGAUCUUAAUACACAUAUCCAUGAGGUUAACGCCAAUACGGAAGACGCCUAUAGGCUAGACCUGAGAAGGCGAGGGGAGAGCCAUGAUGCAGAUUUGGUCAAGAGGGCAGGGCUGUUCGAUAAGCUGCUAGGAGGUCUCUUGGGAGGCAACAGGGGGGCGAAGGAAGGCAACAGCAAUACGGAUGACGCCACGACCGGUGAAGGCGGUCGAGUAAAAGGCGACGGCGGCGGCGGCCUGCUUGGAGGAUUGUUGGGCGGUGGAAAAGGUGGCGGCGGUCCCAUCAGCGACGCCAUCGGGAAUGUCGCCAGCAACGUCAUCGGAAAACUUCUCAAAGGUGCAGGCCCAGGCCUCGCCGGCGCAGGAUUCUUCGGUGGUGUGGGAGCCGGGGAGGGGGCUGCUCAGGGUCUCAACCUCGCACCAGCGUCCAUGACCAAACCAACAGGCGAGCAAGUCGCGCGGGAGAACGGGAUGCAAAACACAGGACUCAACCCAGUCCUAAGAAAUGCGGCCCUGGGCCUUACAUCUACGGCGCUCAAGGCCGUGCGUCAGAGCGGUAUCUUGCAGCUGCCGCCACUCGGACCCCUUGCUGCGUCCUUGGGCACCGCCGUCGGAAGCGGCGCGGCGACCGGUCUCCGGCUCACAGAGACAAAUGCUUCGGCUCCAUUGGGCAACAACGCCACAGGCCUCGAGGGUGCGGUGGGGAGUUUUGGAUUUGGACUGAGUCGGUCUUUCACAGAGAGUAUUAACCUCACGGGCCCUGGUGGCCUGACGUCGAAGCUUCCUCCCAUCGACUUCGGGGCCACGGCAUUAGACAUUGGGAAUGGGCUCGGUAAUGGUGCCGUCGUCGGGCUGCGCCUAGCCAACAACAAGGCUAUUGGUCCCCCGCGGCCAGUUGGCCCUACGGAUAUCCCCAAAAUUGCCGGGGCAUUGUCGUUCGGCCUCUCGAACAGCCUGAUAGGUAAUAUUAACCUCAGCAGUAUUACUGGGCCUGGCGGUGUGGCGUCAAUGUUCCCGCCGGUCGACUUUGGAGCCACGGCAUUAGACAUUGGGAAUGGACUCGGUAACGGUGCCGUCGUCGGGCUGCGCCUAGCCAAUAACAAGGCUAUUGGUCCCCCGCGGCCAGCUGGCCCUACGGAUAUCCCCAAAAUUGCCGGGGCAUUGUCGUUCGGCCUCUCGAACAGCCUGAUAGGCAAUAUUAACAUAAGCAGUGUUACUGGGCCUGGCGGUGUGGCGUCCAUGUUCCCGCCGGUCGACUUUGGAGCCACGGCGCUGGGUGUCGGCGGUGCUGUCGGCGCAGGAGCCUCCAUGGGCUUCAAGCUCACCAAGAAGGAUCUCACUCCGGCGCCGCCAACCUCAGGAAAGGACUUGCCAGGGAUAGCCAGCUCGUUCGCCUUUGGCGCCACGAGGACCCUGUCUGACAACCUGAACCUGAGUGACGUGGGAGGCCAACUCGGCACGAUGCUCCCGCCCGUAAACAUCGCUGACACGGCCCUUUCCUUGGGAUCCGGCUUGGGUAACGGUGUUGCGCAAGGACUUAAGCUCACUGACAAAGACCUUACCCCCCCGCUCCCGGCGUCGCCAUCAGACAUACCACGCAUCGCCGGACGGUUUGCCUUUGGCCUCUCCAACGGGGUGAGCGUUAACCUCAACGUCAGCGAACAAGCCCAGAAGCUGGGGUCUAUGUUGCCGCCCAUCGACAUCGGCCUGACCGCGCUCAAUGUGGGCGCGGGCAUCGGGGCCGGGGCUGCCGCUGGGCUGAAACUUGCAACCAACGAACAACUCGCGCCGCCGCCGCCGGCGUCUCAGAGCGACGUGCCGCGUAUUGCUGGCACCUUGGCCUUUGGCAUCACAAACGCUGUAGCUGGUAGCGUGAACACGACAAGCCUUCUCAAUAGGGCUGGCAUGGCGGGUGGCCUCGGUGGGAUAUUAGGCGACGGCAACGUGACUAGUCUGCUGGCUAAGUAUGGAGGCCCGGCAGCUUCUGGACUCGGGAAGGGACUUGGCUCUGGAGCCGCAGUUGGCUUAGGUCUUCAGCCAGAAGCUUCGCCUGAGCCGCUUCGACCGUUGCCGGAUGGAAGCCUCGACGUCGGGAGAGUAACGGAGGAUUUCGCACAGGGCCUGACAUCGAGGUUCCUCGCUAAUGGUACGGCAAGCAAGGCGCUCGGCAACCUCUCUGGCAGCAACGGCGCCGCAGGCGGGCUCGCGAGCCUGACGGCCAAUUUGAACAUCGGGCGCAUCGCCAACGGCUUUGCAAGAGGCUUGUUGACCGGCGUCGGCGACGGCGUCGAAGCCAUCGGUGGCAUCAAGGCCAUCAUCAACGGUACAUCCACGCCUCCCACAGCCCCUAUUUCCGACACCAAGGUCGAUUUCAACGACACCGUCAGUGGCUCAGCAGUCGGAUUCGGCCAAGGUCUCGGCACCUCUGGAGUUGUUACAGCACAAAAGCUACUCGCUCCCAGAAAGAGUGACCGUUCCCUAGGUGCACCCGACAAGGCGAAGCGUGGACACGACUUGGAUGCGUCUACUACUGGCUCAAUUGUGCUUGUCGGCCGACAAGUCGACACCAAAGUCCCGGACCAGCUGACGGGUCUCAACUUGUCCCGUCUUCUAGACGCGGAUGCCGUCUCCGCCGUGGCGCAGAAGGGUGUUGACACACUCACAUGCGACGGUGUGGCGGCGCUGUUUGUCGUCGGCCGUAGCCUUCAAAAGAGCGGCACGCUGCCCAUGAGCGGAUUGAACGACAAGACCCAGGCUUUUCUGAAGUCGUUCGUCCCACAAGGCAACAUACGCUUCGUUAAUGGGGCCAACACGUUUGUUGUGGAUGGCCAAAAGGCUGCUCAAGGACUCGGCGACUCUCAAAUCGCUGUGGUCCAGGCGGUCAGUAUCAACGGCUUCCCAUUCUCCGCUUUUGCAACAUUUCUAGUCAUCCAUAUCGGGAUUGCGAUCCUGGGUCUGUUCAUCCUAUUUCCGCUCGCCUUGACGCUCAACAGUGUACGCAACAUUGCUGUGCGCUUCCGCAAACUCAACGACCUACCGGCAUGGACGCCCAAGGCUACAAAACUCAUCUGGGCGGCGGGCGUGGCUCCGUCUCUGGUCCUCACAACAGUAUUUGGCGUUUUGCCUACAUCUACGUCGAAGCACUUCCAAACUGUACAUGAGGUACUCGGUCUCGUCACUCUGAUAGUCGCCCUCGCCUCCCUCAUUUUAUAUUUUCGCUCUACCCCUACUGCCGAGCUGACUCCGGGCGAGCCAUUUCCGGACAGCUUCGAGAUGAACCGCGUCACAGCCGUCUCACACACCAGUAACCAAUUGCUUCUCGCACUGCUGCCACCUACCGCCAUUAGUGGAUUUGCGGAUUUGAGCGGCGUAACCCUGUGCUUGACACGCGCGAUGGCUCCGUUCGAGACGGCCAUCGCGCUGGGAUUGGGGCUAGGAUCUGUGUUCAUCGUGGGGCAAUUCGUCUCUGGGGCAGACACUUUACUGGCGCUCAGGGCGUGGAGAAAGGCCAAGGGCGCGAGAAGGACAGGUAGGAAUCAAGAAAUACGGAGACUUGAUAAGAACUGA
This is a messenger RNA of Purpureocillium takamizusanense, 3849 nucleotides long. RefSeq lists its product as uncharacterized. The record is from RefSeq and is a predicted model, not a curated record. The transcript has 3 exons. Lineage: Eukaryota; Fungi; Ascomycota; Sordariomycetes; Hypocreales; Ophiocordycipitaceae. Bases 1 to 3849 code for a protein of 1282 amino acids.